AUUAGACGUGGCAUGCGCUCACCAGGUGAGAAAGAAGGUAGGAAAUGACCGUCAGAUGUUUAGUUCUCGAAGUGGUCCUGUCCUGUGAUGAACUACUUUUGUGAACGUUGUGACCCCGUAAAACACAAAGCAGAACCGUCUCUUUCGGUGGUGAGCUCAAGGCCAUUCUCGGAUAUUCGAAUUAGAAAUGAAAAGUUAAGGAGCUGAUUUCCAUUUCGCUUUUGGCACCUGUUCCAGUUCACGGAGGAAGGAAUUCGGUACAGUCGACCGAAUAUUGUUAUCAAGUGAUGGAGACGAGAUUCCGACAGGCACCACACGUCACGUCUGGCUUCUCACGUCGAGAAAGGACCCGACAGAAUCCCUGGUGCCCGUCCCUGCAGCAGCCUCCGCUUCCUCAUCCCGCAUCCUUAGGGGCAGGUGGGCAGAUGGCACCACAUCCGAAGACCCAGAACUUGACCACAACGGCAUCACCAGACAUAUUUCCGCUUGGGCUGUAUCAUCAGCGGCCUAUUUUCCUGAUGCCGGCGCCCAGAGCAGGCCCUUCCUUCCUGUGCCCACCCGUUCCUCAACCUUACUUCUCCGAUGCGUCUUUCUCUGUUGGAUACCGCAUUCCUCCAACUGUGGAACCGGGUGACCUUUAUGGUGGAAUGGAACACAAGUGGAAACGGUGUUUUACGGCCCUGUUCCAAAAUCUCCCUCACGUUUGGAUCUUCGGAGUGUGUGAAGCCGAAUACAGUGACUGGUCGGUCUUCAGGGACAUGGCAAAAGUGCGUUUCUCUUGUCAGCACUGUGGUCGUGGAUGGAGUAGCAUGAACAGUUCUGCUGUGUUUUACUACGCUUGGGAUACUGAAGCAGAAUGUGGACAUAUCAGGUUCUCCUUAAAAGGACAGAAGUGUAAAGUAUGUAAGCCUUCACACUUUGAGACUCCCAUGUGGUAUCCAGAGGAAGUGCAAAAGGUAAUGACCAACCUUUACUAUGAAGUGUCAAGCCGCAUGUAUGGGUUUUAUACGCCACCAAUGAUCAAGAGUAGGCGACAUGGAAGACCAAGAGCCAACCAUGACUCAAGCAUGUGCCAAGGAUGUCAUCAAAAAAUUUGUCAAGCCACGAAGACCGACAGUUCCUUUCCUUCCUUGGAGAAAAAGAAACAAGUUUGAAGAAGUUAUUCUUUACAUCUGCCUAUUGCAUCACUUCUCAAUAUAAUUAUCUAAAGCAGUAUUGUGUAAUGUCCUUUGUAUAGUAAGACCAUUCCAAUAAAUCUGUAUUCCAUGAAAAAUCUGCAAUGGAUUACAUUUCAACUGUAUCCAAGCAGCCAACAGAAAAUUCUUGCAUAAUGAUUAAAUUAAAUAUACCCCUGUUGUGACUUGAGAAACUGACAUCUAUGGGAAUUUGUCAUUGAAAAAAAAUUAAUUAACAAGAAUGGCUAGAAAACUGUAUGAUGCAUGUAUAAGAUACAUAUAUUUUCGUGCACAGACCUGAUUUAUAUAUAUAUAUAUAUAUAUAUACAUAUGUGUGUGUGUGUGUGUGUGCGUAUGUAUGUAUGUAUGCAUAUAUGUAUAUAUGGAUAUAUGUUGUAUGUAUAUGUAUUACAAUUGGCUACUAUUUUAUAAACGGGUCUACGACAGCUGUAAUAAAUUCAACUGAAUUCGACAUGUACUAUUUGUACGCUUGAGUGGCAAUAGACUUUUAUUCUUCUAUUGGUCAGGUCAGUAACAUGACCUUGGUCGAUUCCAGGUUCAAAUCCUGCUAUGACAUCAUAACCUCUUAACAUUCUUCCAUUAGAAUGUAAGGCUUUGUAGUGAAAAGUAUAAUAAAAAGUAAUUUUGCA
Macrobrachium nipponense is the source of this 1825-nucleotide messenger RNA. RefSeq names its product receptor-transporting protein 3-like. The transcript is spliced from 4 exons. Gene Ontology annotation, biological process: protein targeting to membrane; protein insertion into membrane. Lineage: Eukaryota; Metazoa; Arthropoda; Malacostraca; Decapoda; Palaemonidae. Bases 288 to 1154 code for a protein of 288 amino acids. Gene Ontology annotation, molecular function: olfactory receptor binding. The record is from RefSeq and is a predicted model, not a curated record.